AUUUAAACAAACUCUCCCCUUGCAGUUGGCCUGCACCUUUCCAAGCCUCUCCACAAGCAACACUAACCGAAGCCUUCUCCCUUAAACAUAACAGAGAGGUUGGUGAGAGGAAGGCUCAAUCCCUAGAGAGCACCAUUGACUCGAUCCUCAAGGAUCUUUUUUGUUUUUGUUUUUUUUUUCCGCCACUUCCUCUUUUUUACGCUUUUGGCGAUGGGCCGGAGACCAUGCUGCGAUAAGCUCGGAGUGAAGAAGGGGCCGUGGACCGCGGAGGAGGACGAGAAGCUGGUUGGGUUCAUGAUGAGUGAGAACAGCGGGCAUUGUUCCUGGAGGAUGGUGCCAAAGCUUGCGGGGCUGAGGAGAUGCGGGAAGAGUUGUAGGCUGAGAUGGACUAAUUAUCUUAGGCCUGAUUUGAAGAGGGGUUUGCUUAGUGAGCUUGAGGAGCAACUUGUUAUUGACCUUCACUCUCGCUUGGGCAACAGGUGGUCUCAGAUAGCUGCCAAAUUACCGGGAAGAACAGACAACGAGAUAAAGAACCACUGGAACACCAACAUAAAAAAGAAGCUCAUAAAGAUGGGAAUCGAUCCCAUCACCCAUCAGCCUCUCAUCAAGCAAGAAUCCAUCAAAACGACAAACUCUACAGAAGUUGAGGCCCCCGCUGAAGCUCAAACUAGCUCCUCAGAAAACACGUGCCAGGUUGAAAACUGCUCCAACUCUGAAAAUAACAGUUCAGACUUGCUCGCAAGCUCCAUAUGGGAAGUGGGCUUGCAGUUCGAAGACGCAUCGUACGGGAAGUGGGCUUCCCCGUGGGAUGACAGCUGUGAUUGGUUAACAGACUACCAGGAACUUGGAACGGUGGAUUUUGGAAAGGAUUCACUUUAAUUAAGGCCAGUCACCGUGAAAUGUGUAACAUAUUAUUGGUAAGUUUGUGAGAUAAAUAAAACAGCCGAACAAUUGGAGUUGAGGCUCCUCCUACCAGUGAGGAGGGGAGAAUUAUAGGUAUGCGGUUGGUCAGUCCUCUGUACGUGUAUAGCUUGUCAUCCGCCACUCAAAAUGGGUGUGUACUGUAAAAAUUAAAUUGUAAAGUUGUAACAUACGGAACUGUUGUAUUUGUAAGAAGAAAUAUUGUGGG
Molecule: messenger RNA, 1129 nt
Organism: Asparagus officinalis (garden asparagus)
Lineage: Eukaryota; Viridiplantae; Streptophyta; Magnoliopsida; Asparagales; Asparagaceae
Product: protein ODORANT1-like
Exons: 2
Coding region: 211-879 (222 amino acids)
Source: RefSeq, a predicted model, not a curated record